Molecule: messenger RNA, 1102 nt
Organism: Catharus ustulatus (Swainson's thrush)
Lineage: Eukaryota; Metazoa; Chordata; Aves; Passeriformes; Turdidae
Gene: BSX
Product: brain specific homeobox
Exons: 4
Coding region: 34-792 (252 amino acids)
Biological process (GO): regulation of DNA-templated transcription
Molecular function (GO): DNA binding; DNA-binding transcription factor activity, RNA polymerase II-specific
Source: RefSeq, a predicted model, not a curated record
GCGGGGAAGGGAUGGGAACAAAACCGCGGUGGGAUGAGAGGCGGCCGCCCCCUCUCUCUGCUCCCGCUGCCCGAGGGGGACAGAGCCAUGAACCUCAACUUCACGGCUCCCGUGCACCCCGUCUCGACGGGCAGGCCCACCUCCUUCUUCAUCGAGGACAUCCUGCUGCACAAGCCCAAACCCCUGCGGGAGGUGCCCCCCGAGCACUUCCCGGGCUCCUUGGCCUCCCGCGUGCCCCUCUUGGACUAUGGGUACCCCCUGAUGCCCACCCCGACCCUGCUGGCGCCUCACCCGCACCCCGCCCUGCACAAGCCGGAGCAUCACCACCACCACCCCUAUUUCCUCAGCACCUCGGGAAUGCCGGUGCCAGCGCUUUUCCAGCACCACGCUCACGCCGAGCUGCCCGGGAAGCAUUGCCGCCGCCGCAAAGCCCGCACCGUGUUCUCCGACUCGCAGCUCUCCGGCCUGGAGAAGAGGUUUGAGAUCCAGCGGUACCUGUCCACUCCCGAGCGGGUGGAGCUGGCCACGGCCCUCAGCCUCUCCGAGACGCAGGUGAAAACCUGGUUCCAGAACCGCCGCAUGAAGCACAAAAAGCAGCUGCGGAAGACGCAGGACGACCCGAAGGCGGCGGGCGGGGAGGAGAGCCGCGAGCAGAGCUCCCCCGAGCCCGAGCUGCCCGAACCGGCGGGCACCGAGCCCCGCAAGGGCCCCCCCGGCCCCUUCCUCCUGCAGGAACCCGAGGACGAGGUGGACAUCCUGGAGGAGGGGGACAUCUGUCCCCACCGCCUGUAGGAGAGCCGGGGCUCUGCUGCCUCUCCUUGGCUCUGUCCGGCUCCCCUCGCCUCCCCAGCUCGGGAACACGGCUCGGGAAGGGGGUGUGGGUGCUGGGGGAGCCCCCUCCCCUCCUGGGGUGAAGGUGGUGAUGUCCCCAAGGGGUCGGGACCCCGCGGUGCCCCCCAGCAUCACCCCAAAGCUGGGCUGUGCUCGGGGGGGAGUAAAACCAGCCGGGUUUGCUUUAGGUUCCCCCUCCCCUCCGAAGCGUCGGACUUCUCCUCGUUCCCCGAACUUUCCUCGGGUGUAAAAUAAAUGUCUACUCGUGGCA